Sungouiella intermedia is the source of this 1728-nucleotide messenger RNA. The record is from the annotation of a GenBank genome assembly. NCBI's taxonomy places the organism in Eukaryota, Fungi, Ascomycota, Pichiomycetes, Serinales, Metschnikowiaceae.
AUGAAGUACGUUAUCGUCUCGGGAGGUGUGAUCUCUGGUAUUGGAAAAGGUGUUCUCGCUUCGUCCACUGGCUUGUUGUUCAAGACUUUGGGCUACCGUGUCACUUCCAUCAAGAUCGACCCCUACAUGAACAUCGACGCAGGUACCAUGUCGCCAUUGGAGCAUGGUGAGUGUUUUGUGUUGAACGACGGUGGAGAAGUCGACUUGGACUUGGGUAAUUACGAGAGAUACCUUAACAUCACCUUGACCAGAGACCACAACAUCACCACUGGUAAAAUCUACUCGCAUGUUAUUGAGAGAGAGAGAAAGGGUGACUACUUGGGUAAAACCGUGCAAGUGGUUCCUCAUAUCACAGAUGCUAUCCAGUCUUGGAUUGAACGUGUAGCACGUAUUCCUGUCGAUGAGUCGGGCUUGGAGCCAGAGAUUUGUAUCAUUGAGUUGGGAGGAACUGUUGGUGACAUUGAGAGUGCUCCAUUUGUGGAGGCUUUGAGACAAUUCCAGUUCCGUGUUGGCCCUAGCAACUUUGCUUUGAUCCAUGUUUCCAUGGUGUUGGUGAUUCACGGUGAGCAAAAGACUAAGCCAACUCAGGCCGCCAUUAAGGACUUGCGUUCGUUGGGUUUGACCCCUGACAUGAUCGCAUGUAGAUGUUCUGAGGAAUUGGAGAUUGCUACCCGCCAGAAGAUUGGCAUGUUCUGUCAUGUUGGUCCAGAGCAAGUGAUUGCCAUUCGUGAUGUCAACUCCACAUACCACGUCCCAUUGUUGUUGCAGGAGCAAAAGAUGAUGAAGUUCUUGGCUAAGAAGUUGGACUUGUCGCCUGAGGCAGUGGCUUCUGCCGCUAAAGCCAAGGGUGAGAAGUUGAUGUCUUCUUGGAGAACCUUGACUUCUGCUCACGAUAGAUCUAUCGAAACCGUUACCAUUGCUCUCGUGGGUAAGUACACCAACUUGAAGGACUCAUACUUAUCUGUGAUCAAGGCCUUGGAGCACUCUUCCAUGAGAUGCCACCGCAGAUUGAAGAUCGAGUGGGUUGAGUCUUCGGACUUGGAGGUCGAGACCAAAGAGUCCAACUUGGCCGACUACCAUAAGGCAUGGCACUUGGUAUGCCAGGCUGACGGUAUCUUGGUUCCAGGAGGUUUUGGCUCUCGUGGUAUCGAGGGUAUGAUUGCUGCUGCCAACUAUGCCAGAGAAAACAACGUGCCAUACUUGGGUGUGUGCUUGGGUUUGCAAGUGGCUGUCAUUGAGUUUGUCAGAUCCACUUUGGGCUACAAGGACUCCACGUCAAUGGAGUUUGACCCUAACGCCGACGAGGCCACUGCUUCUGUGGUGUACAUGCCAGACGUGGACCAGAUCAACUUGGGAGGAACCAUGAGAUUGGGUAUCCACUCCACCAAGUUCGUGGAGGACUCCAAGUGGUCCAAGUUGAGACAGUUGUAUGGUGGUGCCGAUUCUGUGUUGGAGAGACACAGACACAGAUACGAGGUGAACCCUAAGUUGAUCGAUGCCAUCGAAGCCAAGGGCUUGAAGUUCAUCGGUAAAGACGAGUCCGAGAAGAGAAUGGAGAUCGUGGAGCUCAAGGACCACAAAUUUUACGUCGGUACCCAGUACCACCCUGAGUACUGCUCUAAGGUGUUGGAUCCAUCGAGACCAUUUUUGGGAUUGGUUGCUGCUGCCGCUGGCAUGUUGGAGGAUGUCACUUCCAGAGACGACAUUCACCAAAAGGGAGAGUUCUAG